UGAGAAAGGAUAGGAUAGAGAUCGGUGCUAGGAAGUCAGAAUGCAAUAUUUUACAGCUGCUGGGUCCUACAUAAGCUGGCUCCUUUUAAAGCUAUAUUUUGUGUUCCUAGGAAUAAAUGAUAUAUUUUGGAAUAAGCAGCCUAGGUAAUGUGGAAGAAUGGCUGCUUCCUUUUCUUUGGUUUCUUCUAUCCUUGGUGGAGUAGAAGUAGAGGACAAGAAUGCCAACACAGCAAAACAAAAAGGAUUUGUUUUUCUUGUCUUUCCCUCGUAGUUGUCUCCUUAUAACUCUUGCUUUUGUCCUUCAUUUGGACCUCCAACUGUGGGUGGUUGAACAACGUGAUUCUGUUCUUGAUCCUUGAGGAAUUUCAAAUUCAAUCAAUCAUGUUAGCUGCACAGAGCAACUCAGGGCAUAAUAGGCAUUCUCGCAAUGAUUCUUCCAUAAAGCAAAAAAGUGGCUAUGAACCUUCAGACACAGAGACUGAGUGGCAUGAAAGCCCUUGGAACGAUGGAGUAUUGACAUCAGAGAGGACUCGUUUUCCUAAAGAUCCUGGUAGGAAUGGCCAAGUUGGUAUUAGGAGGCCCAACAUAUCUCCUAACCGCACAAGAGAUUAUCAUGUUGAGAAAACUUCAAACUUGAGGUACAGUCGUACACCUCCCAGAGUAACAGAACAAAAGCGCCAACCUUCUCCACACGUGGCUGGAAAGAAUGAAUCACGUAAGAAGAACAGCCGGACGCCUCCCAGAUUUCGUUCUUCUAUGGAAAGCUUUAGUAAAUCAUCAAUCAAGGCGAGGUUUUCGCGCAACCGAUCAAUUUCUACACCGAAACUACGGCCACAAGAGAAGGAACAUCCUUCUAGAGCUCCUGCAUUUCCUGGCACUAAUCCUGUCCCAGCACGUCCAGAAAGAGAAGCUGCUGACAAUAUAGAAGAAGAUUCGCAUGCAGAAAAUUGUUCCCAGGAGAUCAGUGAGUUGAUUGGAAAUGGCAAGUUGCCUAAUUACAGAUAUAAUGAGUAUGCAUUUACAAGCACAGAAUCAAUACCUACAGGUGACAUCUUCUUCUCCCGUGAUUGCAGGGCGCCACUAGAGAAAACAUCAACAAAACACAACAAUAUUGAUGAAUCACUUACCAUGCCUUCAAAUGCCCUUGCUGAGAAUGAUGGAGGCGCUACUCAAGAUAACAACAGUAAUUUAGGCCAGCUGUCACAGUUUGUUUCAGCCCGGACAGGUCUAUCACGUACAACUACAAAAUCCAGUUAUGCUACUGGCCGCCAUUCCCAAAUAAGCAGCACCAACACUUUGAGUAGCCCAUAUAAUGGUGGUAGAUUAAGUGGAGAGAGUGGAAAGUUUAGUGAUUUUACCGGGAAACUAGUCGGAGGUGUCAUGAAAUUCACAUCCAGCAAAGUGCAAAAUGAUGCUUGGCUUCCAUGUGUGACUGGCAAGGCAUGCCGGAAAUCAAGAACACCAAUUAAUAAAACGAAUGAUGAAUCUGAAUCAAGUUUCAUUCAGAAGGCACUCGUUGUUGAGAAGAUUAGACUUUUGUGGGCUGAUAAAUAUCGUCCACGAAAUUUAAAUGGAUUUACUUGCCACAGAGAGCAAGUUCAUCAGCUUAAACAAUUGGUCUCCGCGGAGAUUUGCCCACAUAUAAUUUUCAAAGGACCUCCGGGAUCAGGAAAGAGGUCUUUGUGCAGAGCUGUCCUCACUGAGAUAUUUGGUGAUUCCUCUCUGAAUGUCUCUCACUAUUUGAAGAGUUGCAAUGGGCAGGGAUCUGCAUCUGCGCCCAUUCUUGUGCCAGUGUCAUCAAGCAAUCAUCAUGUGGAACUCAACAUGAGGUCUCAAUCCAAGAAUGCUAGAUAUGCUUUGAUGACUCUUGCGAAUGAAAUGUCAGAUAAGCGUAAAAUCACUGAACCAGUUGUGAGAAAGAACUUUAAAGUAAUUUUGCUCUAUGGUGUUGAUAAAGUCAGCGAGAAUAAUCAGCGUUUGAUAAAAUGGAUACUUGAUUCCUCCUCUGAUGCAUGCAAGAUAAUAAUGACUUGCCAGGAUGAAUCAAAUCUCGUAGAUUCUAUAAAGAGUCGGUGCAAGCUUAUUACAAUUGGUGUUCCCAGUACACGUGAGAUUGUGGAUAUCCUCACUUAUAUAUCAAAAAGAGAAAGUUUUGAUCUUCCUGCAACUUUUGCUACUACCAUUGCUAGUCAAUCCAGGCAGAACUUGAGGGAGGCUAUAUUGGCUUUGGAGGCAUGUAAAACCAAGAAUUACCCCUUCAUUGAUGGACAAGCUAUACCACUAGGGUGGGAGGAGGUCCUGGAGGAACUUUCGGCAGAAAUUUUGGAUGAUCCUGCUCCCAAAAGGUUAUUCUUGGCACGAGGCAAGCUCCAAAAGCUCCUGGUGGAAUUUGUACCUCCUAAACUAAUACUCCAGAAGCUUGUAGAACUCUUCCUGAAGGGCAUUCAUACUAGUGUGAAGAGGGAGGUCUACUAUUGGCAUGCCUACUAUGAUAAGCGGUUGCCCGUCGGUGCAAGUGCUCUGCUGAAAUUGGAAGAGUUUGUUGCCAAGUUCAUGAGCAUCCACCGCAAGAGCUUGUCAGUCGGCUCACAAUGAGCCCAAGAUUCCUGAGAUGGCGCGGUGAAAAUCGGCGGCACAACCAGCGCGGGUGCAUGCAUGCCGUUCAGAUGUGUUGAAAAUCCUGUGUGUGCUAUCACUUAUUAUUGGUCAUGGACUCAUGGUGCAUCCUUUUCUCGUUCCAUGGUAGUACUCCCUGUCUGUAUUGUGCAGUUGAUGUAUUUGCAUUCUUUUUUUUUUCUUUUUGCCUCCGCAUAGCCCUG
Messenger RNA from Panicum hallii, 2819 nucleotides. Its product is annotated as replication factor C subunit 3-like. The coding region runs from base 382 to 2595 and encodes 737 amino acids. Gene Ontology annotation, cellular component: DNA replication factor C complex; nucleus. The record is from RefSeq and is a predicted model, not a curated record. Gene Ontology annotation, molecular function: DNA clamp loader activity; DNA binding. Gene Ontology annotation, biological process: DNA-templated DNA replication; DNA repair. The transcript is spliced from 12 exons. Lineage: Eukaryota; Viridiplantae; Streptophyta; Magnoliopsida; Poales; Poaceae.